CUGACUUCGUUUCAGUCACGUGAUAAUACUGCUUCCGGUUGGACGUUGUCAUAUAUGAAAUCGUGCAGGAAUGGAAACUGAUACUGACCUCUUCUAGAGAAACUGCUAUCUAAAGUUAAAAUGCUGCCAUCUUCCUGCGAUACCUUUGUUGCUCUACCUCCUUCAACUGAAGGGCCAUACAUCAUCUUUGGGAAAAACUCAGACAGACCCAGUGAUGAAGUGCAGGAGGUUGUGUAUUUUCCUGCCAAAGAUUAUGCAGCAGAGGAGAAAGUUGAGUGUACAUAUAUAGAGAUUGAGCAGGUUGCCCACACUUAUGCAGUCGUGUUGAGCAAACCGGCAUGGUUAUGGGGAGCUGAGAUGGGAGCAAAUGAACAUCAAGUGUGCAUUGGAAAUGAGGCAGUGUGGGGCAGAGAGAGUGCUGAUGGUGAAGAAGCUCUUCUUGGUAUGGAUCUAGUCAGGCUUGGACUUGAAAGAGCUGAUACAGCUGAGAAAGCUGUGACUGUUAUAACUGAGCUGCUGGAGAAGUACGGUCAGGGAGGAUCAUGCUUGGAGGAUGAAUGUAGCUUCACCUAUCACAACAGCUUCCUCAUAUCAGACAGGGUUGAGGCUUGGCUGUUGGAAACAUCUGGGACGUACUGGGCAGCAGAGAAAAUUCAAGGUGGAAAUCGCAACAUCUCAAACCAGUAUUGCAUUACCACCAAGAUCGACAAGGAGCAUCCAGGAAUGCGGGAGUAUGCCCGAAGCAAUGGCUGGUGGGACGGAAAGACUGGGUUCAACUUUGCCACAGUCUACUCCUAUUUGACCACAGCCAGAAUCGAGUCUGCUGGAAGCCGAUACUGUGAGGGAAAGAAACUGUUGGAACAAAGGAACGGUCACAUCACUGCAGAAGUUAUGAUGCAAAUCCUGAGGGAUAAAGACAGUGGCAUAAACAUGGAGGGAAUGUUCAUGACAACAGGAAGUAUGGUGUCUGUGGUCCCCACUGAUCCGGCUCUUCCAGCGGUUCACUAUUUCACUGGAACUCCAGAUCCUGAAAGGUCUGUAUUUAAACCAUUCAUCUUCGUGGAAAAUGCUCAUCUACUGAAGGAGACUUCCUCCCCCAGAUUUGGUCCAGAUGAUCCUGUAAAAAAGAAACCUCGCUUUCAGAGCAAGCCUGACCGAAAACACCCACUGUUUGUCAAACAUGAACUGGUGGCUGCCAUCAUUGACACCCACAAGGACAGAGGACAGAAGAUCAUAGAAGGCAUGAGGCAGCUGGAGAAGGAAAGCUUGAAAGAAAUGGAGGGAAUCUUGUCACGCAGCGUUGAUGAGCCGGACCUUCUGGUGGACCUUUUCUCCCUGUCUGUUCAGAAGGAGAUUUCUCUGUACAGCAAAAGUUGAGCUUUUUAACAUGACAUAAGCAUGACCUAAACUGUAUGUAGCUUCAUAUUUUAGCUUUGAGUUAAAGUUCGAUCAAAAUAAAAUAAAAAAAUCUGUAAAACCUAAACACAAUUUUGAAUAAAAACAACAAAUUUAAGUAAGUCUUA
Molecule: messenger RNA, 1523 nt
Organism: Oryzias latipes (Japanese medaka)
Lineage: Eukaryota; Metazoa; Chordata; Actinopteri; Beloniformes; Adrianichthyidae
Gene: scrn3
Product: secernin 3
Biological process (GO): proteolysis
Molecular function (GO): cysteine-type exopeptidase activity; dipeptidase activity
Source: RefSeq, a predicted model, not a curated record